AGCGUUUCUAUAACGUUAUCCAGUGCAUUGCCCCUUUCAACAUUCAACUUCCCUCCUGGCAUACAGAAUAACGUUAUUCACCUGCCGCUCCUUCUUUAGUCAAUUCUAAGCAAUGUCGCCGCCAACCGGACGUCGUGACAAAAAUGCCGUCCAACCGUCCAAACGCGAACGUGGCAGAGUGGCCCAGCGGGAAUAUAGGAAGCGACAUAACUCCAAGUUCCAGAGCCUCCAGGAAGAAAACCAGAGGCUGAAAGAUGCCAUUCAGAAAAUCAGUACGGUAGCCUCGACCAGCGGACGUCGGGAGCAGGAGCUCAAAGAUGCCAUUUCAGAAGCAGUCUCAAUUGCUGGCGUGCAAACUGUUGAUCAAAGUCCAGUGGAGGAAGUUGGUUCUUCUCAAGAUGGCGAGCCAACUUCGCUGGUUGCUCUGCCCUUGACGCGCGAGACGCUGCCGGAGCCAUGGCUACCCCCAAACCAAUCCGAAACUGGCGGGAAUUCUCUACUCCAGGACUUUCAUACCCCACCCAUAUUAAGUCAACAACUUUGGCUCGAUACAGACCGCCUGGUACGGAUAUAUGAUACACCGUCAGAUAUAGUUCCGUACCUUGGGGAUGGACUACUCACCGUCGCUGGCUGUCUCUAUUGGGCAUGCACAUAUCACGCCGUCUCUCUGUGGAGGAAGAUAAAAAAUCCGCAAGAGCCAAACCUUUCAGAUCAAGGUCGAUUGGAUCGCAUGUUCAACCACUCCAAGUACCUUAACGACCAUAACUUCUUGAUGUCUAUUGCUCAGGCGAGAUUGGAUUUCCGAAAUCAGGGAUACAUAGAGCGACUACACGAGCAAGACUACCCCGCCGACAAGGAAGCAAUGGCAGAGGUGUGCAAGUUAGUCCUGCAUGAGUAUGCUGAAAAGAAGGAGGACCUUCAAUGGUGGAGGAACCCCCGAGAGGUGGAGAGUUAUAUCAAGCAGCAUUUGACAACAGACGAACUUGCCCAGCUCCAGGAACUUGUGGAGGGUCGAGGCUCUACGAAAGCCGUGCGAGCGUUUUCUUCUCUCUUCGACACCCUGGCACAGAACUUUGUGUGUUUUGGAAAUGAACCGCGCUGGAAUGUCGUCCACAUUUCCAUGACACUUGGGGCUUGGUUGGGAAAUAGAAGCGAUUGGUGGGGGUCCUCCUGAUCAUGCGGAUUGUUCUCUUUUGCCGAACCAGCAAGCCCUGCAACCAUUAUAUACAGAUACACAACUAGGGACUAUAUUGUGCCGGCAACUUGCGCAUCUUGAGGGAGCAGACAGAAUUUAGAUUAGUCCUCUUUUCAGAGCUAGAAACACAAACCAAGGCAGGUUGUUCACCAAGCCCAUGCCUCUGGAUCUCCUAACAGAUUGUAAAGAUA
Ilyonectria robusta is the source of this 1386-nucleotide messenger RNA. RefSeq lists its product as uncharacterized. The transcript is spliced from 2 exons. Gene Ontology annotation, biological process: regulation of DNA-templated transcription. The coding region runs from base 113 to 1174 and encodes 353 amino acids. NCBI's taxonomy places the organism in Eukaryota, Fungi, Ascomycota, Sordariomycetes, Hypocreales, Nectriaceae. The record is from RefSeq and is a predicted model, not a curated record. Gene Ontology annotation, molecular function: DNA-binding transcription factor activity.